UAUUCCGUAAGUACCAAAAAUAGCAUAUGCAUUAAAAAUAUUUUGUAUUCAUCCUGUUUAUCACAAUCAUGCUUAUGCUGAACAUACAGCAUACUAUACAAGCAACUUAGCAUCGAGUCUCACACUCUUUUAUUUUAAUACUUUUCAAUUACUUCGUUUGGUGUUUUUUCGUUGUCGCAGUUUCGUGGGUUUACGCUUCACAUUUUUUGGAAAAUUACAUGAAUAAUUUAGAAAAUAUGUAAUAAAACUAUUAAAAAAAUAAAUAUGAAUGUUUAUAUAAAUGUUUACUAUAAAUUUUAUGUGAACACUUUUCAAAAUGUUAAAAAAAUGGUAAAUAAAAAUCUUAAAACCUGAAUGGUGUAAAGAAAAUUUAUAUUCUGUGUGUGCGUAUUUUGUGCAAGUGUUUGUAUCGGUAAGCGCCAAGAAAAUGUUCCAAAAGAUAACGCAAUUUAAGUGAAAACCGAAAUAAAGAGCAAAGCGAAUGAAAUGUGUAAAUAAAGUCAAUGUAAAAACAAAGUAGAAACAAUAUAUAUAAGGAAGAUUUUGUAAAAAUUUGCAAGAGCGGCAGUGUUGCAUUCCAUCAAAGCAAUAAAAUGUUGUGUUUGUUUCAUUAUUAAUUUGCAAUCAGAAAAUUCAAAAUCUAAAAUUUUAUUGUUUUAUUAUAUGUCCACGAAGUAUAUUUUGCUACAUAUUCUUAACAAACAUUGUCCACAGAUUUUUAAUACGACAUUUAAAUAAAAAACAAAAGAUGCAACAAUGAAAAGCAGCUACCAGCGAUUAUUAACAAACACUAAGACAUCAAUAACAAUUUCUAAAAUUAACGAAGGGUUGACUAAAUAUCUAAGGAUUGCCAAUAUCUAAAGCUGAAAUAAAAAUUUGAAGUAAAUGAAAACUAUGUAAGACGCUGCAUAAGAAGGGGUAAAACGAAUUUUAAUUCACUACAUAACUUUACAAAAAGUUGUCAUAAAAAGACAGCAAACGGAAACCAACCACAUGCAAGAAUAAAAAUAUUACUAUUAAACUACACGCUACACAGGAGGGAAUCUUAAAUGAGAAAAACUUGAAAUAUAAACAGUGAAACCAAAAAAGUCUCAUUUUAAGUUGAAAAACAACUUAAAUCCAAAUAAGAGAGAGAAACACAAUGCACCUUAAAUAGAGAGUGAAAAAGUCAGAAUAAAUAAACAAAAACGAGCAGGGAUAGUGCACUUUAAAGUCAAGAAAAAAACUAUUUUAAAGGAGAAGAAUCAAGAAAGUCGUAUCGUUAGCGUUGGUCACGCGAGAUACGGUAACAAAUAGGGAACAGCAAGCUGUUAUAUUCAAAAACAGUAAGAAAAGAAAAAUAUUUGAAAGGCAGCUGUUUGUUGUUGGCUGUUUGCCUUUCGUGCAAUUUCAACGUUUUAUUCCCAAGGGAGAGUAGAAUAGGUGAGAGCAAGUAACCUGAAACAUACUCUUGUGUAUAGUAAAUUUGCUCACCUCAUAUUUCGAAUAAACGCGGUGUUUAAACGCGAAAAAUUAAUAGUUUGGCGAACAUUAUCAGGUUUCUUGAUAUUGUUCUUAGUCACAACUGUUAAGGAAAAGUGCGGCACAGCACCUUUGUGUGCCGCCGUGAAAAAUUUGCAAAUGCAAAUUUUAUGUUAUUAUGGGCCGUUCCAAGUUUCCAGGGAAACCAUCAAAGUCGAUUAAUCGUAAACGCAUUAGUGUGUUGCAAAUUGAUGAUGAGGGGUUGGCAGAGCAGCAGGAAAACACGACAGACGUGCCCACAAAUCGUAGCAAUAGAAGCAACAACAACGAUGAUGAUGAUAAUGAAAAUGAUACGAGAAAUGGUGGUAGUACCAGUAAUGGAAGGGUUGCUGAUGCAAGUAGUACUGACGGCGCAAGUGGAUCGCAAAGUAAUCAAAAUGUAAACGGUAAGAAUACUGAAGAUGGCAAAAGUUCAAAUGGCGAUAGUGGUUGCGCAGGUAAUAGCAAUAGUAAUAGUGUAACCGAAUCAAGUUUGGAGUUAUACAAUGAUGCGCUACCUUUAAGUGAUGAAACUGACGACGAUAGAAGCAAUGAUAAAUCUCGUGAAAUGUAUAAAAACAAAAAAAAAGAAGAAGAGGAAAAAAAUGCUAAAGAAAACAAUGAAAAUUAUACAAUUGCAGCAAAUAAAAGAUCUUUACAAUCAAUAACAACGAUGCCAUCCUUAUAUACUGAUGUUUCUACACCAACAGUAAUGGCCUGUGGUAACAAAACCUGUAACAGAAAAUUCAAAACUUUUAACCUUACCAAGGCAGAUAUGAUGAGACCUUCCUUUCCUAAAGUGAAACAACAGCAACAGAUAAAAAUAGAUUCUCCUGCAUCCUUUACAGGAAAGCCUGUUGUUAUAGAGUCUAAGGCAAUUAUUGAGACUGAUGCUGAUGACGAUUCAAUGGAUGACUACAGUACAACAUUAUUGGUAACAUCUGCUAAUUCUAAAAUUGAAACAAAAUCCAGUGACAUAAAUCUUGAAUCAUCGAAAACAUCAAACGACAACAAAAAUGUUUGCACUACUAAAUUAAACGUUAACGAUAACACUAAUAAUCAAAACAAUCUUAAUAAUAACUGUACACCAUCUACCAGUUCAAAAGUUGUUACUACUACGAAGCAAAAGAAAACUGUGACUUUUAAAAAUAUAUUGGAAACAAGCGAUGAUAAAAGUGCUGUCAAAAAAAUGUACAAUCCAGAUAAUCGUCGACCACUUGUGUCAAUUAUGAAAAAGGAAUGCAUAUAUCGACCAAAUUUAUAUACGCGGAAUAGUGAAUGUAUUGUACGACCUUCUAGAUUAACUGAGAUUUUGAAAAACAAUUCAAACAUAGACAAAUUAAACUCUUUGAAAUUCCGUUCAUCCACAUCAAGUACUUGUGUUUCUUCUUCUAACACAACAUCUAAUGAAUCUAGUACAUUAAAUUCAUUAUUUGGUGGUGGCUUAUCAAGAGCUUUUGGAGCACCAAUAGCUGAUGAAGACAAUAUGCAUAAUAUAGUCACAUUUCGCGUUAAAGCAGAUUCUCCGACACGGGAUUCUAAAUCUGAUACUAGUAGCAGAGAUAACAAUGAUGAUAAUAAGCUCAACGACGACGGUGAUGGAGAUAAUGCAGAAGAUGAUGAAGACGAACAGCAAAUGAUUGUAGAUAAACUCUUUGUCUUACCUAAGCGUAGUACACGAUCGUCGAGAGUCAUAAAACCUAACAAACGUCUAUUGGAAGAUGGAAUUAUUUGUAAAAAAAGUGCAAAUAAAACAAAAGUAAAUGGUUCUACUAUGCAGAAAAAAGAUCAGUCAAAUUAUUUUUGUUUGCGAGAAGAUUGCAAUAACACAAAACUUAAUUUAGGUAACAAAACUUCAAAAGAGCUCUCCGAACCAAAAUCUACAUUUGCUUUGUCCACAUCACAAUUCCCAAAGUAUAGUCACUUAAAAGCAAAUAGUUUUGUUUUACGACAGCCACGUUUACAUAUUUACGAAUCAGUUUCUGAUCGUGCGAACACUUCACAAACUACGGGUACAUCACCAACACCAAAAGGCGUAACAUCAAAAUCAUUAACUCAAUCAGUUUGCUCAAAUUCUCAUUUGAAUAGUACAUCAACAUUUUCGUUAAGUGCUCCUAAUAACCCACUUAAUAGCGCUAGUUUAAGCAAUUCGACUUCUUGCAGCGUAUGUUCAGCAAUUAUUAUUAAUAAAAAUUUGCAAGAGGCUCGUAAAUAUGGAGUACUAGCCUGUGAGGCGUGUCGAAAAUUUAUAUCGAAAAUUAAUAAGAAAUCAAUUGCAUCUAGCGGCAGUCCAUCAAAAAAGUAUUUACAAUUGCUAUGUAAAGGGGAUGGUAACUGUAAUUUAUUGUCUCAUUCCAAAAAUCAUAUUCGAAAUUUUAAAAAGAUUUAUAAAGAACGCUGCUCUGCAUGUUGGUUAAAAAAAUGUAUUCAAAUAUUUCAUUUUCCGUCUGGGCACAAGUUGCGAUUAAGCAAUAUUUUACCAGUUAACAUGAUAAAACAGAAAGAUUCGUUAAUACAAAUAUCCCCAACAGACACUUGUUAUCGAAAUGACACUGAAUUACUUUCACCAACUGGACUAUUUUUGUCUCAAAGGCUUACUACUCCAGGGCAAAUUAAAUGGAAAUCUUCAAUUGAUGUUGGAAUUGAAAUGAAAAUAAAUUUAAAAAAUAACCCUUUGGCAGAAAAUAAUGUAACAUUCGGUACAUCACCAUUAUUAAGACCACCAAUACUAGAAAAAUCGAUUUUUACAAAAAAUAUAGAACAACAAAAAGUUGAAAAAGUAAAAAAACUGGAGAAUUCAGAUUUAACACCAGAAGACGAUUAUUUAAAAAAUCGAAACAAGGUUAAUGAAAACGGUCAUAAAUUAAGUAAAAGUAAACGUAAAGAAAAACAAGAUAAAGAUAUACUAAAUAAAUCAACAACGAACAUCUCAAAAUAUGUAUCGAAAGGAAUAAUGUCAGAGAUUAUCAAUACAUCGCUAACAAGUAGUGGAAAUCCUUUGUUAUUAUCUGCUCAAAUCAUACCUUCACCAUCAACCCAAACUGCAGUUGACUUUUCUGGUCCAAUAUCUACGGUUAAAAGUACAUUGUCAUAUUCGUCAAUUUCAACAUUGCCCACAACAACAGCAUCAGCUUCUACUUUAGCAGAUACGCAUAAAAGACAGAGAAUUGAUUUGAAAGGUCCACGUGUAAAGCAUGUUUGCCGAAGUGCGUCAAUUGUUCUUGGCCAACCUUUAGCUAUAUUUGACGAGGAAAAUGAUUUGAGUACAGAUCAACCGCGUAUCGAUGAGUCACUUGUAGCAGCUUCUAAAAAUACAGAUAUAACAUUCUGUAAAGAUGAAAAUUAUACAAAUAAACAGAAUAGUGUAACUGUUGAAAAUGAAAAUUGUUCCUCUUGUAGAUUAGAAACAAACUCUAAACCACAUUGCACAAAUGAUUCUGCAACUAAACAAGUAGAUGAAAUUACACAACCAUCAUCCUCAAAAUCUUCUAACCUUUUAGAUCAAGAAAUGACAGAAGAAAUUAAUUCCGAAAAAGGAUCGGUACUGCAUAUUUCCAAAAUUGACACACGUAACAUAAAUAGUAACCGCAAUAUUACAAUUAAUAACAAUAAUAAUUUGUCAGUUCAGAAAUCAAACACAACUUUCCCAUCUGUUGUUGGCCAAAAAUAUAUGAAUUUUCAACAUCAUCAUCAACAACACUUACCUAAACGCAAGGAAUUAUGUAAAUCAAAACUAUUAAUAUCUAUUGAUUUUUGGGAAAACUACGAUCCCGCUGAAGUAAGCCAAACUGGAUUUGGUUUAAUCGUUACUGAGACAGUUGCGCAGCGCGCUUUAUGUUUUUUAUGUGGUUCAACUGGACUAGAUGCAUUAAUUUUUUGUGCUUGUUGCUGUGAACCUUACCAUCAGUAUUGUGUAUUAGAUGAGUAUAAUUUAAAGCAUUCCUCUUUGGAUGAUACAAUAGCCAGUAUUUUAGAUACGUCAACUUUAAUGCUUCAUACUAAUACAAAUAACAUGAAUCAAAUAACUAAUCGUUUGAAUUGGUUAUGUCCACGUUGCACAGUAUGCUAUACUUGCAAUAUGUCUUCGGGUUCUAAAGUGAAAUGUCAAAAAUGUCAAAAAAAUUAUCAUUCAACAUGCUUAGGAACUAGCAAAAGAUUGCUUGGAGCUGAUCGACCAUUAAUUUGUGUUAAUUGCUUGAAGUGCAAAUCUUGUUCAACAACGAAAGUUUCGAAAUUCGUCGGCAACUUACCAAUGUGUACAUCAUGUUUUAAGUUACGAAAAAAAGGAAAUUAUUGUCCUAUAUGUCAAAAAUGUUACGAAGAAAAUGACUUUGAUCUAAAAAUGAUGGAAUGCGGUAAUUGUAAUCAAUGGGUUCAUUCAAAAUGUGAAGGACUAACAGAUGAGCAAUACAAUUUGUUAAGUACUCUUCCAGAGUCAAUCGAAUUCAUAUGUAUUAAAUGUGCAAAACAGACAGAAAAUUCUAAACAAAGAGCAUAUGAAUGGCGUCAAGCUGUUACUGAGGAAUUUAAAACGAGUCUUAUGAGUGUUUUAAAGCUUCUCAGUAAGUCUCGCCAGGCUUGUGCUCUACUUAAAUUAAGCCCAAGAAAAAAAAUUAUGUGUACUUGUGGUGGUAAUGGUAAAAUCCAACCAAAAUGUUUGCAAUUCAAUAAUGAACGCGAUCCGCGGUGUAGUGAUGGAGAAUCUCAAUGUAGUGAAGAUAUAUAUGAAUUUAAUGAAAAUUUUAUUGAAGAUAAAGGUAGAGAAAAGUGUAUCUGUGUUAAUACAUUGAACUCAAAUUCAUAUAAUGGAAAUCAAAAUAAUAAUCUUAGCUUAGUGGAUAUAAAACGUAAGAUUAUUAGUAACGAAUACGUUUCACUAGCAGAAUUUAAUUACGAUAUGAAUAAUGUAAUACAAAUUGCUAACUGUGAUGAACUGGUUAUUGCUUAUAAAGAAAUAUUGAGUGAACAAUUUCCAUGGUUUCAAAAUGAAACAAAAGCUUGUACAGAUGCACUGGAAGAGGAUAUGUUUGAAUCAUGUUCAUAUAUAAUAAAUAAUUCACUAGAGUCUCAAAAUUUUAACAAUGAGCAUCAGAAUCGAUCUAUUAUUGAUUUACCUGAAAAUGUUGAUAGUAUGAUUUAUUCUCUUAAAGCACGUAAAGACAUGCGCGUUUGCCUCUUCUGUCGCAAAACUGGAGAAGCAGAAUCCAGUAAAGAAUCUCGUUUAUUAUAUUGUGGACAUGAUUGUUGGGUCCAUACAAAUUGUGCUAUGUGGUCGGCUGAAGUGUUUGAGGAAAUUGAUGGUUCAUUACAAAAUGUACAUAGUGCAAUAUCACGUGGUAGAAAAAUCAGAUGUACUGUCUGUGGAAAUAGAGGGGCGACAGUAGGUUGCAAUGUUAAAUCAUGCGGAGAACACUAUCACUUUCCAUGUGCUCGCAGUAUUAAUUGUUUCUUUUUGGUGGAUAAAACUGUUUUCUGUCCAGACCACGCAGGAGAUGCGUCUAAUGCUAAAACGUUAGCAACAACUGAAACUAAUUUCAAUGUAACAAGACCAGUUUACGUGGAACUAGAUCGCAAAAGAAAUAAACUUGUUGAACCCUCAAAGGUUCAGUUUCAUAUUGGUUCACUGGAGGUAAAACAAUUGGGGACACUGAUACCCAAAUUUUCUGAUACUUACGAAGCCAUUAUACCUAUAAAUUUUCUAUGCUCUCGUCUUUAUUGGUCAUCUAAAGAGCCUUGGAAAAUAGUGGAAUACACAAUAAAAACAACAAUACAAAACAAUUUUUCGACAUUAACUGCUUUUGAUGCUAGCAGAAAUUUCACUAUUGAUCAUACUAAUCCAAACUCUUCAAUGGUACAAUUGGGCCUUGCACAAAUUUCACUUUGGCAUAAUAGUUUAACACGCGGAAAUAUUGCAGAUAUUGAAAAUACAGAUAUUGUUAAUUUACGAAAUUCAACUUUAACUAAGCUUCUUCCGGAAUUCCUAUCUAAUAAUCAGAACUCUUCAUCAGCAACGGAUGAAAAUAACGAAGAAGAACCACAAAAUAAUGCCGAUUUAUUUCCUCCUGAAAUUAAAGAUGCUAUUUUUGAGGAUUUACCGCAUGAAUUACUGGAUGGCAUUUCCAUGUUAGACAUAUUCCCCAAAUUUAUGAUAUGUGAAGAAAUGGGCAAUUCUGAUGGCAAAACCGAAAUGUUUCUAAAUGAGCAGUCUAAAGAUAGUGCACCAAAUACGGUAACAAAUUCUAAUGUACAAAUAUCUGAUGAUGAUACUGUAAACUCAGCUUUUAGUAAACAGAAUGAGUUAAAUAAUUCUUGGUCCUCAAAUAACCUAAUUGUCAAUCAUGUAGAAGACGCAUUACUGUCGGCUACAAGAUCAAGCAAUCAAAUAAAACGAACUUUUAACAGUAGCGAUAUUCAACGAAAUAAAUCAGAGCUGUUAAAAAGAACACCACAACAACGUACUUGGUCAAAAAUUGAUGGAAAUAGUGCGGCAGCUGCUAUAAAGAGACGUAAAUUUUCUAAAAACUUACAAGAGAUGCGUGUUACGGAAGGUGUUUUGUUUAGCAUAAAUCAACAACGCUGUAAAAAGGAUGCAACAACAGUACAAGCACUCAGCAGACGCCAAUCUCAAUCGAACGAUGUAGAAAUGAAUAAUACAUUAAGAACAAAACAAUUUAUAUGGAGUGCUGCAAAGCAUAUCGAAACAAAAUUAAAUAUUGAAAGAGAUGAUAAAAUAAAACUUAUGCAGGUGGAUGGUGUUGAUGACUCCAUUACCGAAUAUAGAAUUUUUGGUACAGAUACUCAAUUCAGUGGGACUGUUAAAUGUGAUCGUUGUCAUUGCACUUACCGAACUUAUGAAUCAUUUCAACGUCAUAUAACAAAUUGUGAGCCAUUAUCAACAAGUGAAUCAGAAUCUGAAACUACUCCUAGAACUCCGGAAUCAGCAACAUGUCAGAUAAUAUCUGCAGAUGCAAUCAGCGAGUUAAAUAAACUAAAUCAAGGGCAUCGCACCGCAACGUUGGCGAACGUCGCUGGAAAUUUGCCAUUUAUACAAACGUUUCCACAAGCUGUACCUUUAAACAAUAUUCAAAGCAGUAUAAAUAGUAUACCUUUAACAAAUAUGUCAAAUAUACAAAAUGUACAAGGCUUGCAAAAUAUACAAGGACUACAAAAUUUGCAAAGUUUGCAAAAUAUACAAAUUCAAAAUAUACAACCACAAACGAUUGGAAGUAACUUCUUUAUUUCACAUUCCCAUCCUACUACAUCAAAUUCAGAUGAGCUACAAUUUUUUUCAAAUUCUUUACAAGGAUUAACUUCGAAUCUAAACGGUACUUAUACUAUAGCACCAACAAGUACAUUUGGCGCAACUGCUAUUCAACCAGCACAACAACAACAAACACAACUUAUUGCAGUUUCUACAAAUCCAGAUGGUUCACAGCAAAUAAUACAAUUACCACCUGUAAACACUCAAAAUUCACAAAUACUACAAAAUUCAGGAGCGUUCCAAACAUUGCAAACAAGUAAUGAUAAAAAGAUUAUUCUACCUUUAGGAGGUAAAUCCAUUAAAGCUUUAGGAAUAAAGGGUAAUCAACAACUAGCAACAAAUUUGAAAGGCAAAAUAAAAUCGAAUAAUGUCAUAAAACCGAUACAAACAAAAGUAUCAGCACCCAAUACUACGGUUGCCCAACAAACUAUACAAGCACAACAAUCACCGAUCACAGUACUUAAUACAGGCGCAGUUACUCAAAAUACUGCUCAGCUACUAAAUAAUAGUAUUAUGCAACAAAUGCAAGCAGCUAGUAUGAGUUCAAGUGCACAACAACCUCAAAUUUUAUUCCAAACUGCGAAUACCACAACACAACAACAACCAAUCAUAAUGCAACAAGUUGGUGCAGCCACAAACUCGACUGUCCCUCAAAAUAUUAUAUCAUUUGUAACUACUGAUGGAACUCAAAACCCACAAGUGCAAUAUUUAUCUCUUCCUCCGAGCAAUGAUUUUAAAACUCAAACCCAAACAACCCCCUUCAUUACCGCAACAAACACCAAUCCCCAAAUUAUGCAAGGUGCGUUUAUUCAAACAGAUCCUAGUGGAAAUCUUGUUCUUACAACUUCACAAGCACCUACAGGAUUACAAAUGCUAUCAGCAACACCGCUAAAUAUUACACAAGCAACUCAACCGCAACCACAAGUAAUAGGUACGUUAAUACAACCACAAACCAUUCAACUGGGUGGAAAUGUUAUAACAGCUGCAGAUCCACCCCAGCAACAAGUAAUUUUAGGAGGUGGGACAAGUGGAUUAGAAAUGUUAGCUGCUGCAAAUGCAUCCGCGCCACAAGUUAUACUUGCUACACAGCCGAUGUAUUACGGACUCGAAACAAUUGUCCAAAAUACCGUGAUGUCGUCUCAACAAUUUGUUUCGACUGCUAUGCCUGGUGUUCUUAGCCAAAACGCCAGUUUUUCGGCAACUACAACACAGGUGUUUCAAGCAAGUAAAAUUGAACCAAUUGUAGAUAUACCAACUGGUUAUGUUGUAUUGAAUAAUGUUGAUACAGGAGCAUCUAUAGUACAACAGCAAGGUGCACAACAAGCCAACUAUCUAAAUUCAACUACAAAUGUACUCCAACAACCACAAUCAAUCCAUAAUGCGCAUCAAUCAACAACUGCAACAGAAACUCAGAACAAUAAUGUUGCCGAUCAGCAACAUUCGAUUUAUAGAAUACAAACAUCUAAUGAUAAUUCUAAUUUUUCAUAUCAUAAUCAACAAUCACAGCAAUUUGUAGAGCAAACUGUUAAUCAACAACAACCGACAGUUCAAAUAAUUACAGCUAAAGUACCACCAGUGUCACAAAUGAAGCGGAACACAGGAAAAGCAACUCCUAUAGCUGCAGUAACCAAAGUUCAACCACAAGUUAUUAAUAAAGUUGUACCAACAACAAAUAAUAAACUUAAUAAUAAUAAACAAACAAGUCAACAUAGCCGAAUACCCUCGCAAAUAAUUGUUGAUUCAGGGCAUAUUGCAGCAGCACAAACACAAAUGAAAACAUCAAUAAAUACGAACAUUAAUAACUGUAACCCAUUAAAGGCUCAUCAGAAUGUCGAUACUCAAAAAAUAUUUACAACACCCUGUGUUACAACAGUUCCUGCAACAAUUGCCACAAAACCUUUACAAAUAGCAACUACAACUAAGAAAACAAAUUUUAUACGUCCCAUUCAUAAGGCAGAAAUAAAACCAAAAAUCAUUAAAACUGCUACAAUUUCAAAACCAAAUUUGCAAAGACAGAUACUGCAACAGCAACAGCAGCAACAGCAGCAACAACAACAACAACAACAACAACAACAACAACUUAUACAAUCUAUAAAUGACAAUUCUAAAACUGUUUUGCUCAAACCAAUUCAAGAUACACAAAAUUCUCAACAGACCGAAAUAAAUGCAACAAUCGAAACUAAUAAAAGCAUGGAAUUGAAACCAGUUUUGAACCAGCAAUAUCAACAAUUAAAUGAAUUUAUAAAUGAGACAGGAGAGUACAGUUUUGGUGUUGUAGUUCAGAACGAAGCCGAUCUUCAAAUUGAAACCCCUUCAAAAACAAUUAAUGAAAGCAUAAUAAAUAACCCCUACGAUUUCAGCCAGCAACAGCAACACAGUGAGUGCCAAAAUAUGCAGCAACAGAAAUGUUACAGCAUCGAAAUUACUAAGGAUCAGACUGAAAUCUUUAACCAACAUCAACAAGAAAUGAAUGCAAUAACUAACAACAGUAUAAAUCAAAAUCGUUCGCAGUACUGCAACUCAACAUUUAAUGCGAAUGUUCCUACAAAUAUUGUCAAUCCCCUACAACAGAGUACACAAUAUACAAUUACAACCAACACUACUAAUAAUAUUCAUUCAAACUCCACCACAUUAAUAUCAAGACCCACAAAUCGCGUUUUACCUAUGCAACAAACUCCGAAUCAAACCACAACAACUUCAACAGCUAAAACUGUUGCGAAAACUAUUAAUGACGUUUCAAAAUUGUACAAUGACAUUACCAGCAAAGUUUGUUAUGAGUCAGAGGUUAAGAAAGAUGAGGACUCGCUAUUGCAAAUUCAAAUGAAUUCACCUCAUCUGCAGUCACCACAUCAAAUAUUUCAUUUACAUGAACAAGAUGAUAAUGAAACCUUUAAUAAAUCGGUUUCAGUAACUGAAUUCGUUGAUAAUACACUCAAAUGUGAUUUAGAAGGUAUGGAAAAUGAAACAAGUUUAACUACGCAGCAAAUCGAAAUCGUUGCAAAUGAUUUGCAAGAUUACGCCGCUAACUGUUUGCUCAUUUCUGAAAAGGAUAAGAUUCCUUCGACGAUAGUAUCACAAAAUUUUAGUGAAAUCAAUUGCACAUCUGGACCUGAAAUUAUGAAUGUUAUUGAACAAGACGACGAUGAUGAUGAUGGGUUCAGUAUAAAAAUGCCAACAGAGGAAAUGUCAGAUAGUGAUGAACCCACAGUUAAAGCAAAAAUUAACAAAAUUCUUGAUAACCUAACAAAUGAUGAUUGCAACGACUCUAUUGCUGCAGUAACAACUGUUGAAACUUGUGCUGAAUUAAGCAAUGUUAAAUAUAUAAACAGUCAAAUAUGUGAAAAUAAUACAUUACAAUCAACCACUACUGAAGAAGCAAACUUUGGCAAUGGAAAUGCAUCAGAAACAAUAGUAGCUGCAGCUAAUAAUCUUAUGACACAAAUAGACAAUGACAUAAAUGUGGGGAUUUCUCAACAAAUUAAUAAUAUAAACUUUGAUAUGAAAAAAAUUCAAGUAAAAUUAUCACCUCAUUUAAAAUCGAAUAAAGUACCUGCAAUUAUAAUUGAUAAUGAGUCAAGUAUUUCAAAUGAACCCACAACCAAAAUGGAUGAAAUGAAUAGUUUGAAGACUGAAACGCAAUUUCCACCACCAUAUCCAAGUCGUGAACCGAAGAAGAUUACCGGUCCUCAUUUGUUAUAUGAGAUUCAAAGUGAUGAUGGUUUUAUAUAUAAAUCAACUUCAAUAACAGAAAUUUGGGAGCAAGUAUUUGAAGCAGUACAAGUAGCUCGUCGAGCACAUGGAUUAGUACCUUUGCCUGAAGGUCCGUUAGCCGAUAUGUGCGGUGUGCAAAUGAUUGGACUAAAAACAAAUGCCUUAAAGUAUUUAAUUGAACAAUUGCCAGGUGUAGAAAAAUGUCAAAAAUACACCCCAAAAUACCAUAAAUAUGAUUCAUUACUAUCACAAUCAGUUGCAUUUCCCGCUGCGUCCACAAUUUCCAGUAUAUCUACGAACGGCAUUUCUUCUAUUAAUGAUAUAAAUUCUACAAUCGAUUAUUUAUCUGAUCAGGAAGACAUACAAGAAAAUCUUUUUGGGUGUGCUAGGUUGGAACCCUUUUCAAAACGUUCCGACUAUGAUAUGUUUAGUUGGUUAGCAUCAAGACAUCGGAAACAACCAAUACAGGUUUUUUUGCAGCCAUCAGAUAAUGAGUUAAUGCCAAGGCGUGGUACUGGAAGUAAUUUACCAAUGGCUAUGAAAUAUCGAACAUUGAAAGAAACUUAUAAAGAUUAUGUUGGUGUGUUUCGUUCACAUAUACAUGGUCGUGGUCUUUACUGCACUAAAGAUAUAGAAGCAGGUGAAAUGGUAAUUGAAUAUGCCGGAGAACUCAUCCGUUCAACGUUGACUGAUAAACGUGAACGUUGUUAUAAUAGUCGUGGUAUUGGCUGUUAUAUGUUCAAAAUUGAUGAAAAUCUCGUUGUUGAUGCUACAAUGCGUGGGAAUGCUGCACGUUUCAUAAAUCACUCAUGCGAGCCCAAUUGUUAUUCAAAAGUGGUCGAUAUACUUGGACAUAAGCAUAUAAUCAUAUUUGCGUUGCGCCGUAUUGUACAAGGCGAAGAGCUUACCUAUGACUAUAAAUUUCCAUUUGAAGAUGAAAAAAUUCCUUGUUCCUGUGGAUCAAAGAAAUGUCGCAAGUAUUUAAAUUGAGUUACAGCGAUAUAAACACAUCAAUUCCUGUUCAUCUUCAUACAUGUACAAUGACACGAAGACUUUAUGAGCAGAAUGGUCCGUUAGAGUUGGGACCAGUUUUAUCUGAAUUUAGUUGUGCAGUGGAAUAAAUUCAUUCAAUGUAUCAUUACGAACGGAAAUACACAAAUUUCCAAAACAACAUUUUAUUACUUUUAGCCUUUUGACUUGAAAAAAAUAGACGUGUAAAAGUUAAAAGAAACACAUUAAAUUGCUAGCACGACUACUGAAGAUAUUGAAUUAAUUGUGAAAGUAAAAGUCAAGUACGAAAUGAUAUUAUAAUAACAAGGGACGUGUCAG
Messenger RNA from Teleopsis dalmanni, 13801 nucleotides. RefSeq names its product histone-lysine N-methyltransferase trithorax (gene trx). Lineage: Eukaryota; Metazoa; Arthropoda; Insecta; Diptera; Diopsidae. Gene Ontology annotation, molecular function: zinc ion binding; DNA-binding transcription factor activity; protein binding. The transcript is spliced from 10 exons. Gene Ontology annotation, biological process: positive regulation of DNA-templated transcription. The record is from RefSeq and is a predicted model, not a curated record. The coding region runs from base 1640 to 13462 and encodes 3940 amino acids. Gene Ontology annotation, cellular component: histone methyltransferase complex; nucleus.